GGCUGUCAUUCAUCAGGCAGCCACCAAGCUUCUGGAUAUAAAAACUUCAUUCGUUCACAAACAAAACAAAAAGAGAUUACCAAGAUGUUGCGAGUGACGGAAAAACCUCGUCCAGGAUGUAUCAAGAGGGAAUUAUCUGCCUCACAGAAAGUGUCAAAGAAAUAUCUCAAAGCUCACAUGAAAAGGUUACACAAAAAGGAGUACAGGAAGCUAAGAGAAAUGGUACCAGCAGUAGCGCAUAAAGACAAAGUUUCAAAGGUCACAGUUAUUGAAGAGGCCAUUAAAUAUAUAGAUGAAUUACACGCAGCUUUAAUCGAAAGACUACAGGCUGGUACCACAGGACGGUUACAACAAGGUUCAUCACCAAACCAGGCAGAGAUUAACCAGCGAAUGCUUCACGAAAUGGUUUUGAGAAACCUCCAGCCUCUUCAUACGAUAAAAGUCAACCCACUCUGCGAAAAACAGCGAAAAGUAGCCACAUAUCUUAGAAAGACAGACAAAUUGCCAAAACGGGACUUAUGAGCUAUUUGAUGAAAUGCAGAGACAAUGAAUGAUAUCUAUGAUUGACAAAAUUUGGAUUCCUUGGAUUUUUAGCACCUUCCUCCGUAUGCUCAAUGGACUUGAACAGUGGAUGCCGUCCAGCAUGACUGCCUCAGGAUCUUCGGGACAUUUUUGGACCGGUAAUACAAGCCACAUUUAUACCAGACGUUUCUGUUUGAAGGAGUAGAACAAUCUUGCCUGGUUGUAACAGAGUUUCAGUUGUUUUACGUGACAUUCAUAGUUGACUUUUUCAUGAACCUAUCAAUAUCAUUAUCUUCACGUUUCAUGAGUGCAAACGUAGCUGUUCUUCGCAUACUUUGAUUCGAGUUUGUUUUUCAGUCUUCCCGGUUUGCAGACAAUCAUUGGUGUCUAACGAAAACAAAGAAUUCAAAUUUUGUUCAAUUUGUAAACUAGUCAAGCUUGUAAAGAUUGUGAAUAGUUUGGUGUACAUAUUGCAGUAUUGCAUAAUAAAUGUACAUAGUCAAUGUGCUAACUAAUAAUAGCAAUUCAAAGAACAAUGCAGCAGUGGCAUGCAGUUUUUUAAAGAAGCAUUGUUUGGGUACAAUAGCGAUCCUUUUGUGUUUUUUAUCGUCCUGAAUCUUAUUUUUUAAAAAGCCGUUAACCAGGUGGCCAAAUAGCGCCAGGUUUUUUUCUUGUCUUUGGAAAAACUAGCCUGUGGGGCUCUUGUUUCAGCAUGUCCCUUCUUGGAGACUUGUCCUUGGGUUUCUAUUCUAAAUGACAUUUUGUUUGUUAUGAAAUUUUCCGAAUGGUGGUUGAUGUUUCGUGAAAUAACACCCCAGCGUUUCUAUCCCAAUAAAGGCACAAAGUCUGCUUGAUCAAGCAUUUUUCACCUCAAUGUGAAAUUUCACAAAAGAUUACAACUUCCUUACACUCAUUUACGAGCAAAGAAACUCCUUUGUUGUAAAAAGAAUAGUCCUGACUUACUACAGCAGUUAAUGUCAUGUCUGUUUACUUUAGAAGUGGUUUGACCGCGGGGCGAAAGUGAUUUACAAACCAUAACGUAACCGUGGCCCCACCCCUUACUUGAUAAUUGGUACUCCACAUUAUGGCUCCUUUUAUAAGGUUUUGCCUUGGGAUAACCGUGACACGACCGAAACAGUUAGUAAUACAUCAUACUGUAAUUACGAUAAAAACCCAGUAAUACAUCAUACUGCAAUUAUGAUAGAAACCUAUUGGACAGCUGCCCUGCCCUUGGUACAGUCCCGUUAAGUCAAAGACAGUUAGAUAAUACACAAGGACACUUUUUCAAAUGCUGAAAAAGCCACAAAAUAAACACAACAAAGGCUUGGUCAAUAGCCAGAGGGGAUGCUCCGUUAAUUUCUCAGUGAUUUCAUGCCGACCACGGAACCUAUAAAUCAAACCUUUCCUAUCUUGCUACAUUGUUCUUUGAGUUGUCGUAAAAAUAGAAUCUGACGAACCGACGCAACCUAAUCAAGAAUGUCAGACGCCAUUAACCGUGUUAUCUGAGUUGUUGUUUUUUAUUGUGUUUUUGAGCAAUUUCCGUUUCUUGACCACAAAGGCAGUUCAGAUGAAUGAUAUUACUUUAGGAAAUUAACAACGAAAUUUUUUGCACUGUUUACCUGUUUAAUCCAUUUUUCAUUUAAUGCGCAUCCUCAGGUAAAGUUGCAUGAUGGGUGAGCACAUAUACUUCCGAUAGAGAUGGUAUUUGAUACCUUGUACAGAAGUGGUGUUUCCUUAAUUUGCUUGACAGUUUGCCAUUUUUAUCAUCUUGAUGUUUAUUUACUGUCGAGAAGCACGAACACAGUAUUGAAAAUGGCGACGAUGUGCAACCAAAAAAUUAGGUCAAGCUCAAAAUACAUUGUGUUUUUAUAUUUCUUGUGUUUAGUGACGUCUUUCGUCACCAAAUUUGUGAAUAAUUUCGUCAUGCUCAGAAACUGCGUCCAUCGUUUCUGUUCGAGAUAAUUUUUGUAUCGUUUUACAUGCAUUUUAUAAUAUAUCAAAAUAAAAAAUGACAAAUUUGCC
This is a messenger RNA of Lineus longissimus, 2544 nucleotides long. RefSeq lists its product as uncharacterized. Lineage: Eukaryota; Metazoa; Nemertea; Pilidiophora; Heteronemertea; Lineidae. The record is from RefSeq and is a predicted model, not a curated record. The coding region runs from base 85 to 522 and encodes 145 amino acids. Gene Ontology annotation, molecular function: protein dimerization activity. The transcript is spliced from 4 exons.